Messenger RNA from Mesocestoides corti, 1167 nucleotides. The record is from the annotation of a GenBank genome assembly. Lineage: Eukaryota; Metazoa; Platyhelminthes; Cestoda; Cyclophyllidea; Mesocestoididae.
AUGUUGCCGCCACAACUUCUAAAAGAUGCUGAGCGUUUCGUUUCAAUCCUCAAAAGUGACCCGGAACUUCUGCAUCGCCCAGAACUCAAGUUCCUAAAAGACUAUUUAUUGAGUCUGGGAGCCACGAUCCCUCCUCCUUGUUCUUCUCACGUGCCUCCAUCUGCUGAGCCGAAAUGCGACGCCAAAGCGGAUGAGUCGCCGGACGAACCAGAAAGCGAAGAGUCAGAACUUGAUUUUGACACAACCGACGUAAUUGAGGAGGAGCCCGAUGAACCGCAGCCCAUGGGUGAUGAUUCAGUCGAAGUGACUGAAGAAAUGGCGGAUAAGGCCGACGAAAAGCGCGCUGAGGCACAAGCAAAGUUUGCAGAUGGUGAUUUUGAGGCCGCGGCGUCUUUAUUCACCGAGUCGAUUUUAGCCAAUCCGACUCGUGCCGUCACCUUUGCCAGAAGAGCUGCUUGCUAUUACAAACUUAAAAAACCUGCAUCUGCCAUCCGCGAUUGUGACAAGGCCAUCUCGUUAAAUCCCGACAGUGCUGCUGCCUUCAAAUGGCGUGGUUUCGCUAACAAAGCUCUUGGUCGUUGGGAAGCUGCUUACUUGGAUCUGCAAACUUCCCUUAAGUUAGAUUACUCGGAUGAUGCUUACGAGGCCAUGAAAGCUGUUGAACCUAACUAUCAACGUAUUCACGCGCACAAACUCAAGUGGGAAAGGAAGCGCGAAGAGCGCAAAUACAAGGAAUUGAAGAAGGCUCGUGACGCUCGUCAAAAGGCGUAUGAGGAGUCCAAGCGGCAGGAGGCCCAGUCGGAGUUCCAGAUGCCCGGUGGAGGUAUGCCUGGUCAGAUGCCGGCUGGAAUGCAGGACAUGUUUGGCAAGAUUUUCUCCGACCCCGAGAUGAUGGCUGCAAUGGAGGACCCCGAACUUCAAGCAGCUUUCGCACAGGGCAUGUCGAACCCAAGUGCUUUUAGUGCUGCAGCAAAGAAUCCCAAAUUCGCGAACUUAUUGAAAAAGAUGAAGGAGAAGAUUAAUGUUCCUGGUGAAGAAGAAAGGCCUUCAGCUGCCCCAGGAGGUGAUGGUGAGCAUAUCCUCGCAGUUAUUGAAUUGAGUUUGUUGCGAUGGUGUUCCACGCGUUGCUUGCUCGUCUCCAGUAGUCCUUCAUUGGACCUUUUUUAA